AUGGUGGCCAGAGGACUGAAGCGUAAACUCCACAAUGAUGUCGGAGAACCUGUGUGGGAAAACCAGCUUCAAUCUGUGCUGAACAUCUCCAUAGAUAAGUUCCAGCGUGACCAGUCUCUGGUGGAGCCGAGCCUACUGCGCUCCGUCCUCAUCACCAACACGCUCCGGAACGCCAAAACGCACAUGGAGGCCUGUUCUGAAAACCAGAACCCUGCCAAAAAACCUCAAACCUACCAGCCCGUGCACACCAAUCCGGCUGGGUUUGAAUCUGACGCGGAGGAGGAUCCGACAGAGGAUUUCUCGUUAUCUACCACGAUUUCUGCUAUCCUGGAGGAUUUAGACACGGCUCUGGAUUCCACCUGUGGUCCGUCCGGACCUCAGCGGGCGCCGUUAGCCUCGGUCGAGAAUCUUUCUGUGGAUAGGACUUGCAAAAUGAGCCCUGUGAAAAUUCAGAACUGCUCCUUUAAUCCGUCCAAUCACCUGCAGGAUAUGGUUAUAGAUGGGCUGUUAUUGGACGUGGAUGCAGCCGUGCGGGAGGUCGAGGCAAAUGAUCAUGCGUUCAGCUUCCCCGCUGAAGAACUGGUGAAAUAUUUACCUUACAUGUGCACGACCUAG
Trichomycterus rosablanca is the source of this 615-nucleotide messenger RNA. It is a transcript of the gene sertad3, whose product is annotated as SERTA domain containing 3. The record is from RefSeq and is a predicted model, not a curated record. NCBI's taxonomy places the organism in Eukaryota, Metazoa, Chordata, Actinopteri, Siluriformes, Trichomycteridae. Bases 1 to 615 code for a protein of 204 amino acids. Gene Ontology annotation, molecular function: transcription regulator activity. The transcript has a single exon. Gene Ontology annotation, cellular component: nucleus.